CAGACAAAAGUUUCACAGUAUUGAAAUAUCAUCAUGUCGCUAAGAAGUGGAAACCGACAACGUGCCGCCCAGUUCACUCGAAAGCAGAAGCAAUACAGAAUAGAAUCUGAUUCGGAGGAAGACGACGAUGACGAGACGGAGAUGGAUCAGAGCUCCAAYUUAAGGUAUGGAGGAGGAGUUCUUGCUAUAUUGAAGAACAAUACCAAUGGAACGAGAAGGCAGAGACGGAAUGGCAGCGAGAAGGGCAAUGGUAGGGGCAAAAACAUAACGUCGUCACCGUUGCAGAAGUCAAGGAAAGAAAAUUUUGAAGCGGUAGCUGACGAAAACAACAGAACUCCUCCACCGAGAAAUGUUAUCAUGACGAGAUCUGCGAUGCGAGCAAUUUCUCCAUUAACUACGCAAAAAGCAAACCAACAACGAGGACGCAACAAAGUAUCAAACAAUGUCUCUGUGGAAGAAAAUAGUCGUGCCGAUAGCUUCGAUGACAGCGUCGAGGACGAGGACGAUGAGACUCGACCUCAGACUCUAUCCAGUGAWGACAAUGAAAAAAAUAGUUCGACAUCUCGAGAAAACGAGCACGAUGACGAAGGAGAGGAAGAAGAAUCAUACGAAGACAGUUACGGACCUUCUGAGUCUUCGUCAGAGUUUGAAUUUGGAGUAGACGACGAAGAAUUUAUUCCGGACGAAGAGGAUGAAGAUGAUGACGAGAGUUCUCCCAUGAGUGACUUUAUUGUUGAAGAUGACUCCGAUGAUUAUAUAUCGAGGGGAAAUACCUCAAACGAUGCAUCUACAAGAAACAACGAUGAAAUUGAUGUUGUUGAUGGUGGUAAUGGCGAUGAUGAUGUACAAUUUUGUGACGACACCGUAGUUAAUGAAAGUGCUAUAAACGAGAGUCCUUAUUUAUCUGCGGCCAAUGUUCCCGAAGAUUCUAUUGACGAUAACACUUUCGAUGCAGAGCAGACCCCAACGAAAUUUGAAUUGCCGAAAAAGAAUCUGAGCUUUAGCUCUCCAGAACCUCAGAUGGCGAUGAUAGUCGACGAAAACGACGAGGACGAGGACGAAGAUGAUGUUCUAUUUGCAACCAUAAUUGACUCUGAUACGGUCGAUGGGGAUACCGUUGUUUUAACCUUUGACGAAGACGAGGAAAACGAUGCAGAAGAGACAGAAUCAACUGGCGUUCAUGUGAGUGAACAACAAUCGAAUAGAGAUAAUCAMAUUUCCGCUGGAAAAACAAAGGAAGCAGUAGACGACAAUCAAGAAAGUAGAACGCAACCUUCAUCAUUGCUUGCUAAUAAAAAUUCUCAACCCAUUGUAUUCCAAGAGGAAGAACAUGAAGGGCACGCAAAGAAAAAUAAUGAACCCGAGCCGUCGAAAGAUAUCACAUUAGUUGCCCCAGAAACUUCCAAAGAGGUUUCCACGAGAAAGAAUGACAAACAUUACAGACAAGAAGGGACAGUAAAACGCAACAAAUGGGCACUGGGAGCAAAGAUUGGCGUUGGAUCAUUCGGCGAGGUUCACGUUGGCAUGAAUACUCAAACAGGCGUUCUGAUGGCUGUGAAGAAGUUUAGAAUGGAAGGUGCAGUAAUGAAGGAUAUCCGAACAGAGGUAGAACUAAUGAGAUCCUUCAAACACGUCAAUAUUGUUAGAUACUUGGGAGCUCAGAUGGACAAGGAUUUUCUUCAUAUUUUUCAAGAAUGGGUUCCUGGUGGAAGCGUUGCGAGCCUACUAAGCAAGUUUGGCGCGUUCUCAAUUGAAGUCAUAAAAAGCUAUGUGUCGCAGACACUAAAUGGUUUGGUAUAUUUGCAUGAGAACAAUAUCAUGCACCGAGACAUAAAGGGAUCAAAUAUCCUUGUGAAUGACGAAGGAAUCGUGAAGCUAGCAGAUUUUGGAGCUAGCAAGAAGCUGAAGAAUCUCAAUKCUGAUAUGAUGAUGAGUCUCACGGUUAGAGGCACACCAUAUUUUAUGGCACCUGAGGUAUUUGAGGAGAAAUACAGUGCCAAGGCUGAUGUUUGGGGUAUAGGUUGUGUGGCAAUUCAGAUGGCAACAGCUAAGCCACCUUGGAAGGAAUUAGGAUUCACAAAUCCAAUUUCGCUCUUCAACUACAUGACGAAGCAAAAGGGACCCCCCCCGAUGGAACACCCACAAAAAGAAUCUUUUUCCAAGCAACAAGAAGUAUCUUGGACUCUGUUCGAGCAGUUUGUUUGCAGAUGCUUUGAAUACGAACCRUCGAAACGACCUUCUGCGCGAGAGGUACAAGACGAUCAAUUCUUUUUKACUUCAAUUAUUGGCGAUGCCGAUGACGACGAAUCUAUGGAUUGUCGUGGUCUCUUCUCUCCCGGAAAUGAAAGUAAAAAGUWUUUUUCACCAAAGCAGUUUUCAUCGCCCGCGAAGCAGUCAUCCGCUGCUCGGCAUCUUAGACCGAGAAAAAGUGAUGGUCGACAAGAAAUGACAUUUUUGUCUCCACCUCUUCCAAAGAAAAAUAUUGAAAGAAGCAAAUCACCUUUUGCGAAAUGCACGACUUCUCGUGCGGAGCCGAAGACCGAAAAUUCGCCAUCGCUAGACACUCGGGAGUGGCCUGCUUGGGCCAAAACUGAACUCGAGAARCAAAACAAUUGCAAAGUAAUAGUAGCAGAAGCGAAWGAAACAACCCAAGGAAAUUUAACGAAGCUAAUGGAUAGCCUCGCAUUGAGCGAAGACAGUAGCGAUACUAGUCAAAGAACAUCGAACGAACGAAGAUCCUCUACUUUUGGGAGUUUGAUUGGUAUUGACUUCCUAGAUAAUUCAUCAGCGUGAUUGAAGCACGUCUUAAAUCCAUGUAA
Messenger RNA from Pseudo-nitzschia multistriata, 2819 nucleotides. The record is from the annotation of a GenBank genome assembly. Lineage: Eukaryota; Bacillariophyta; Bacillariophyceae; Bacillariales; Bacillariaceae.